Molecule: messenger RNA, 719 nt
Organism: Moneuplotes crassus
Lineage: Eukaryota; Ciliophora; Spirotrichea; Euplotida; Euplotidae
Source: the annotation of a GenBank genome assembly
GCCAAAAAUGUCAAAAAUAUGUCACUAUGCCUCAAAUAUUGUCCAAACUUACCCUCCCCUAAAUUCUCAAAUUCGUCAUCCAAAAAUUCUAAGCCAAAAUCCUGCAUCAUGCUUAACUUCAUACAUCCGAAUGGCCAGCAGCUGUUUCCAAUUUUUCACCUAAAAAUAUCAAAAGUAAUGGCAUGUAUUAUUCGCAGGUGGUACUGAAGCCCUCUAAAUUAAUUCGAUUGUUACCAAACAAUACCAACCUAAAAUCUGUGAUGGUCCAAUAUGGAGCCAUAACUGCUGAUAUGCAGCCACUCACAAGUACUCUCCAGCCAAAGAGAUGAUUCUUGGAGAAGGAUAUCUGGCUGUGAAAUUUAGAGACUAAAGAAAUACCGCACAUAAGAUCGCACCUGCUAUUGAAUAAAUUAUUCUGAACAGAAAUAUUGCAAUUUCAAAAGCAUUUUCGGGAUUAUUAUAAUACAUUUGGUUUAAACUAUAUAAUCACUUCUGUGAAGAACUGAAAUUGGUGCUCUAAAUAGUUUACUUCAGCUCUGGUUCGAUACCUGGUGUAGUAAACUUUUAGAAAUCUUUAAAUUUUAAGAGCCCAUUAUACCUCUUAGGAAAUUAUCUCUUUUCUUACAGAUUACUUGUAGGUGGCUGUAUAUCAUCAGUUGUGAUUCCAUACUGAGCUAUCAUAGAGUAUUAGGUUGUAAUAGCUUAGUAACAACUAAAUU